UCUACAGGAGAAAAAUGCCAAAAUCAAUUAGCUGGGAACAGAAAAGAAAAACUUUUUAGCAUCUGCAACAAGAUUUAGGUGAGUGUUUGUCUACAUGCCUCGGGAGGAGGAGAGAGAGAGAGGAGGGAAUCUGAAGUGUAUAUUGAUCUAGGGUUUCUCAUAGACAAAGACCAAAUCUCCAUGCUUUGAACCAAGUACAAUUCAUCUUGUAUUUUAUCUCUUUCAUCUCAAACCAAAGUAUUGAUCUAUCCACUUCUUCCAAAACCUAUAUCCAAAGUCUAAAGGCUCCAUAUCUCCGCCCCUUUACAAAGAAAAUGAUCCCAAGUAUGGAUGGAAGCGGGAAGACUACUGACAGGGAGGAAGAGGAGGAGGAGGAGGAGGAGGAAGAAGAAGAAGAAGACGGUGAAGGAGAAGAGAGUAAGGUUUCAAGCAAUACUACAGUAGAAGCUGAGGUUGGUAAGAAGACGAAGGUGAGGCCUUAUGUGAGAUCUAAAGUCCCUCGACUCCGGUGGACUCCUGAUCUUCAUCUCCGCUUUGUCCGUGCCGUGGAAAGACUUGGAGGUCAAGAAAGAGCAACUCCAAAAUUGGUCCGACAGAUGAUGAACAUCAAAGGGCUCAGUAUUGCUCAUGUCAAGAGCCAUCUACAGAUGUACCGGAGCAAGAAGAUGGAUGAUCAAGGUCAAGCCAUAGCUGAUAACAGACAUUUCAUCGAGAGUUCCACAGAUCGGAAUAUUUAUAAAUUAAGUCAGCUACCGAUGUUCCGAGGCUAUAACACUAAUCAUAGCCACGAUUCUCCAUUCAGAUACGGAAGUAGAUUUUCAAAUGCUUCAUUGUGGAACUCUAGCUCCCAUGAGACAAACCGGAGUUUGAUAGAUAGGACCGGUUUAAUUCGCGGCUCGUCGGUUAGCAAUAACAUCCAUGUUAGUGAAUAUUGGACUAACAACAGGUCUUUCCAAAACACCUACUCUUCUUCAGUUUCUAAUCACUUACCAAAGGUAAGACACAACCAUCAAGAACGGAACAACUUAGCCACAUUCAACAGCAUUCAAGGACAUUCAAGAACGUUUGAGAAGUUCGAGACCGGUAUUGAAGAGAGGGCCAAUCAUAUUUAUUGCACCAAGACAACGGGCAAAAGAAACGCAAGUACCAGCCUCGAUCUUGAUCUCUCUCUUAAGCUAAGAGUACCCGAGGAGACAACUUUGGAAGAGACAGAAACAGCAACAACGGAUCAAACGUUGUCGUUGUCGUUAUGUUCAUGGAAAAAGAGCCGAGUGAUCAAGACGGAUGAAGAGGAUCGGACGGUUAAGAUUGGACAGGCAAGUACUCUGGAUCUGACUCUAUGAAUUAUAGGUAAGAAUGAGACAAAUUCUAAGUGAGAUCCUGAGGUACUUAUCCAA
Messenger RNA from Brassica napus (rape), 1397 nucleotides. Its product is annotated as putative two-component response regulator ARR20. Lineage: Eukaryota; Viridiplantae; Streptophyta; Magnoliopsida; Brassicales; Brassicaceae. The record is from RefSeq and is a predicted model, not a curated record. The coding region runs from base 315 to 1343 and encodes 342 amino acids. The transcript is spliced from 5 exons. Gene Ontology annotation, molecular function: DNA-binding transcription factor activity; DNA binding.